Molecule: messenger RNA, 638 nt
Organism: Harmonia axyridis
Lineage: Eukaryota; Metazoa; Arthropoda; Insecta; Coleoptera; Coccinellidae
Exons: 2
Coding region: 149-544 (131 amino acids)
Source: RefSeq, a predicted model, not a curated record
UGCAAUCUAAACAUCCUGAAUACUAUCAUUCCUAUAAAGUCUCCAUUAAUGCAGAAAAUCUAGAAAAAGCCAAAUCAUGUGAUAUCUGGCCGAGUGAUGCUUAUGUGUCGAUGUUUUUCCACAGGAAAACCACACGAAAGGAACAAACAUGACCAACAAUAAAACUAAAGAUGAUACACACACCUUCCAAGUGUUACAUUUGAAUAUUCAGGGACUGAGUCCCCAUAAGGUAAAUGAAUGGGACCUGUUUCUCAUGGAAAAUAAUAUGUGUGAUGCGAUCUGUGUGACAGAGCACUGGCUGCCAUUGGGGGUUGCAGACACAUACUGCUCAAGUGGUUGGCACGUAGCUUCCAAUUUCUCAAGAACAAGAAAUAAACGUGGAGGUACGAUGAUUUUAAGUAGAAACCAUGAAUACGAAGUCCUAGGAAAAAUAGUGGAGUUAUCAGUAGAAGUUGAUUGUGAAGUAGCUGCUAUAAAGAAACAGGGGUUAACCCUGAUAUCAGUUUAUCGUUCACCUGUGAUUUUAAUGUGUGUUUUAAUAUAAAUAGCAAUAAUGUACUGGACAGGAACGCAGAAGUACUGUUGGAGGUCUUUCAAUCGUACGGUUUGAAGCAAACAAUAUAUGAGCCAACGAGGAA